AUGAAAUUAACUGGAAUCUCCUUAAUCAGUUCCCUUUCUUAUAUUAGGAACACCCUCCCACUUAAAAACACACUCACAGCCUUCCACACUCUUAAUACUCGCAAUAACCUCAAAAGUGUCAACAGAAUUACUAGUGUAAAGAGUGUUAAUGGAGUGAGGAACUAUAGUACUUCGGAAGGCUUAUGCAACACAGUAACCUCAUCAUUAGUUGGUAAAUUAAUGCCUUCAUUUAAGGGAACAGCAUUGCUUAGCGAUGAUUUGGUCCAAUUCAACUCCUCGGAUUAUUUUAAGGAUUCCUACGGGUUACUGGUCUUUUAUCCAUUGGACUUUACCUUUGUGUGUCCAUCUGAGCUCUUGGGCUUCUCAGAACGCCUAAAAGAUUUUGAGGAGAGAAAUGUGAAGGUCUUAGGCGUCUCAGUGGAUUCACCAUUCAGCCACAAGGCCUGGAAGGAGUUGGACGUCCGUCAGGGCGGAGUGUCACCACUCAAGUUUCCACUCUUCUCAGACAUGACCCGUGAGGUUUCAAGAUCUUUUGGCCUACUUCGUGACGAGGGGUUCUCUCACAGAGCAUCAGUUCUGGUUGACAAAGCGGGGGUUGUAAAGCACGUAGCCUUGUACGACUUGGGACUCGGCAGGUCAGUGGACGAAACCCUCAGGUUAUUUGACGCGGUCCAGUUCGCGGAAAAGACAGGAAAUGUCUGCCCAGUUAACUGGAAACAAGGCGAUCAAGCAAUGAAACCCGACUCACAAUCCGUUAAACAAUAUCUCUCAAACCGUUUUAAUUAA
This is a messenger RNA of Theileria annulata, 786 nucleotides long. RefSeq names its product 2-cys peroxiredoxin, putative. Gene Ontology annotation, biological process: cell redox homeostasis; response to oxidative stress; hydrogen peroxide catabolic process. The record is from RefSeq and is a predicted model, not a curated record. Gene Ontology annotation, cellular component: cytosol. The coding region runs from base 1 to 786 and encodes 261 amino acids. Gene Ontology annotation, molecular function: thioredoxin peroxidase activity. The transcript has a single exon. Lineage: Eukaryota; Apicomplexa; Aconoidasida; Piroplasmida; Theileriidae.